UGCUGGGCGCGGUGCGCCGCUCCUGCGGGCUGGUGAUGGACAGUGAGGAGCGGCCAAUGAGCUUGCUUUUACCUUCCUUGAUAAGGAUGUACCCGUACCACCAGGAACAGUCUUUCUAGACUUCCAAGUUGGUAAAAUGAUAAGGAAUUUCAGUCAGCACGUGUUUCUGUGUCUCUUCUGAUUCCUGAAGGAUGGAUAUUUAUGAGAAGCUGCUAAACAGCAUGUGGAACUCUCUGAUUGUUUUAGAGUUGUGAAUAACCUUUGAAAGAUCUGUUAAAAGAAUAAAGAGGAACCUCUAUGGGUAACUUUUGGCUGGAAGAUAUUCUUGGUCAACCAUGGUAAAACUUGCAAACCCACUUUAUACAGAGUGGAUUCUUGAGGCUAUACAAAAGGUUAAAAAGCAAAAGCAAAGGCCAUCUGAAGAAAGAAUUUGUCAUGCUGUGUGCGCUUCACAUGGAUUAGAUAAGAAAACUGUUUCAGAACAGUUGGAACUAAGUGUUCAAGAUGGCUCUAUUCUUAAAGUUACCAACAAAGGCCUUGCAUCCUACAAGGACCCAGAUAAUCCUGGGCGGUUUUCAUCUGUUAAACCUGGCACUCUUCCUAAAUCUGUUAAGGGAUCUAGAGGAGCCUCUAAUGAGCUUCGUAAUGUGGAUUGGAAUAAACUAUUGAGAAGAGCAAUCGAAGGGCUUCAGGAACCAAAUGGCUCCUCUCUGAAAAACAUAGAGAAAUAUUUGAGAAGUCAAAAUGACCUAGCAAGUAUUUUCAACAACCCUGUCUUUCAGCAGAGAUUACGGUUGGGGGCCAAGCGUGCUGUAAAUAAUGGGAGGUUACUGAAGGAUGGACCUCAAUAUAGGGUGAAUUAUGGUAGUUUGGACAGUAAAGGAACUCCAAAAUAUUCCAGUGCUUUCCCAGCUUCUCUUCCACCUGUAAGCCUUCUACCCCAUGAAAAAGACCAGCCACGAGCUGAUCCCAUUCCAAUAUGUAGUUUCUGUUUGGGGACUAAAGAAUCAAAUCGUGAAAAAAAACCAGAAGAACUGCUCUCCUGCGCAGACUGUGGCAGCAGCGGGCAUCCAUCAUGUUUGAAAUUUUGUCCUGAGUUAACAGCAAAUGUAAAGGCCUUAAGAUGGCAGUGUAUCGAAUGCAAGACGUGCAGUGCAUGUAGAAUCCAAGGCAAAAAUGCAGAUAACAUGCUCUUCUGUGAUUCUUGCGAUAGAGGGUUCCACAUGGAAUGCUGUGACCCACCACUUUCCCGAAUGCCUAAAGGGAUGUGGAUUUGCCAGGUCUGCAGACCAAAGAAGAAGGGAAGAAAGCUACUUCACGAGAAAGCUGCGCAAAUAAGACGACGAUAUGCAAAACCUAUUGGACGACCGAAAAAUAAACUAAAGCAACGAAUGUUGUCUGUAACCAGUGAUGAAGGAUCCAUGAAUGCAUUCACAGGAAGGGGGUCACCUGGUAGGGGUCAAAAGACUAAAGUCUGUACCACACCUUCAUCUGGUCAUGCUGCAUCUGUGAAGGAUUCAAGCAGCAGAUUGCCUGUUACAGACCCCACUCGGCCUGGUGCCACCACCAAAAUCACCACCACCUCCACCUACAUAUCUGCCUCUACACUUAAAGUUAACAAGAAAACCAAAGGGCUCAUUGAUGGCCUUACUAAGUUUUUUACACCAUCACCCGAUGGUCGCAGAUCACGAGGUGAAAUAAUAGACUUUUCAAAGCACUAUCGUCCAAGGAAAAAGGUCUCUCAGAAACAGUCAUGCACUUCUCAUGUGUUGGCUACAGGUACCACACAAAAGCUAAAACCUCCACCUUCUUCACUUCCACCCCAAACUCCCAUCUCUGGUCAGAGCCCCAGUUCACAAAAAUCCUGCACUUCCACCUCUUCUAACUCUCCCCAAAGUUCUUCCAGUCAGUCAAGUGCACCCUCCUUUAGCAGCCUUCCUAAUAACAGUCAGCUAAAGGGACUCUUUGAUGGACUUUCUCAUAUUUAUACCACCCAGGGACAGUCUCGAAAAAAGGGACACCCGAGUUAUGCACCACCCAAACGUAUGCGUCGUAAACCAGAGUUAUCUUCCACAUCAAAAUCUAAUACCCAUUUCUAUGGAAAGAAAGAGAUUAGAAGUAGGUUUAUUUCUCAUUCCUCCACCUCUGGAUGGGGUGUGUCUAGAGGACGUGCUUUUAAAGCAAUUGCUCACUUCAAGCGAACAACUUUCCUUAAAAAGCACAGGAUUCUAGGCAGAUUAAAGUAUAAAGUGACCCCUCAGAUGGGGACCCCCUCACCAGGGAAGGGGAGCUUGGCAGACGGAAGGAUUAAACCUGAUCAGGAUGAUGAUACAGAAAUCAAAAUAAGCAUCAAACAAGAAAAUACAGAUGUAAUUCUGGUGGGGAGCAAGGAAAUUGUUACAGAGGAGGAUGUGGAAGUUUUUAAGCAGGCUCGGGAACUUUCUCUGGAGAAAAUUGGAUGUAAAAACAGCAGUGAAACAAAUGGCCGGUACCCUUCAGUGAUAGAAUUCGGGAAGUAUGAGAUCCAGACCUGGUACUCUUCACCUUAUCCGCAGGAAUAUGCAAGACUAUCAAAGCUUUACCUGUGUGAAUUCUGUCUUAAAUAUAUGAAAAGUAAAAACAUUUUGCUAAGACACUCAAAGAAGUGUGGUUGGUUCCAUCCUCCAGCCAAUGAAAUCUACAGAAGAAAUGAUCUUUCAGUAUUUGAGGUUGAUGGAAAUGUGAGCAAAAUUUAUUGCCAAAAUCUUUGCUUGUUAGCCAAGCUCUUUCUGGACCACAAAACGUUGUAUUAUGAUGUUGAGCCAUUCCUUUUCUAUGUUCUUACAAAAAAUGAUGAAAAAGGCUGUCACUUAGUUGGAUAUUUCUCUAAGGAAAAGCUUUGCCAGCAGAAGUACAAUGUCUCCUGCAUAAUGAUCAUGCCCCAAUAUCAAAGGCAAGGAUUUGGAAGGUUUCUCAUUGAUUUCAGUUAUUUACUUUCUAGAAGAGAGGGACAAGCAGGGUCCCCUGAAAAGCCGCUGUCUGAUCUGGGUCGUCUCUCAUACUUAGCCUACUGGAAAAGCGUCAUAUUAGAAUACCUUUAUUGCCACCAUGAAAAACAUAUCAGCAUCAAGGGAAUGAGCCGAGCCACUGGAAUGUGUCCACAUGAUAUUGCUACAACCCUGCAGCAGCACAGCAUGAUAGACAGGAGGGAAGACAGAUUUGUAAUAAUUAGAAGGGAAAAACUGAUCUCAAGCCACAUGGAGAAACUAAAAGCUAAUCCACGCGUCAAUGAAGUAGACCCAGAAAGUUUGAGAUGGACUCCACUGCUUGUUUCUAAUGCUGCGGUUUCUGAAGAAGAGAGGGAAGCUGAAAAAGAGGCUGAGCGUCUGAUGGAACAGGCUAGCUGCUGGGAAAAGGAAGAGCAAGAAAUAUUCUCCACAAGAACUAAUAGUAGGCAAUCACCUGCAAAAGUACAAUCUAAAAAUAAAUACUUGCGAUCUCCAGAGAGUGUGGCAGUGGUUGGAGAGCGAGGGCAAUCCACGGAGCAAUCUAAAGAAAGCAGUGAGGAUGAUGAGGGGGAUGGGAAUCAUCAAAGUUCACCUCCACGGCUGACCAAACCACAAUCACUGGCCAUAAAAAGAAAGAGACCUUUCAUCUUGAAAAAGAAAAGGGGUCGUAAACGCAGAAGGGUUAAUAGUAGUGUCACAACAGAGACAAUUUCUGAAACCACAGAGGUGUUGAAUGAGCCCUUUGAUCACUCGGAUGAAGAGCGGCCCAUGCCACAGCUGGAACCUACUUGUGAGAUAGAUGGGGAAGAUGAUGACUUAAAGCCUGUGAUCAGAAAAGUAUUCCAGUAUCAACCUGGUAGGCAGAACCAGGUGGAAGAGGAGGACAAAGAGGAGAAAGACAAUCAUUAUAAAAAUGAUGUUCAGUGUGGAAACAACACAGAGGAUGUAGCUGUCUUGGAAGAAAGCACUAAAGACAAUCCUGAACCUUUGAGGUGUAAACAGGGCUGGCCCAAAGGAGUGAAGCGUGGUCCAUCUAAGUGGCGGCAGAACAAAGAAAGAAAGCCUGGUUUUAAACUUAAUUUAUACACCCCACCUGAGACUCCUAUGGAGCCUGACUACCAGGUAAUAGUAGAGGAACAGAAGCAAGUAUCUGAAGACAAGCCCUGCCAAGUUCCUGCUAUUGCAGAGGAGGAGAUUAAAGAGCCUAUUAAGAAUUUGCAGCCUCAAGAUGAGGUAAAAGAGCUGGAACCUGAGCUUCUAAACCCACCCAAUGAACCCUUUGAAAUCAUAGAAAAUGAUCUAAUGAAAGUAGAGGAAGAAGAAAAAAAUGUAGAGGAAGAUGUUGCCAGUGCAAAAAAUCAAGAUAAAGACCCACAGAAGGAAAUGUGCGCUCAAAAAGAUGAGCCUGAGCAUUUGGAUGAUCAUGAAGAGGAGGAAGAAGAGGAGGAAGAACCAUCUCACAAUGAGGAUCAUGAUGCAGAUGAUGAAGAUGAUAGCCAUAUGGGUUCAACAGAAGUGGAGAAAGAGGAGUUACCAGGAGAAGCCUUCAAAGAAGUGCUAGACAACCAGGAGUCUUUUUUAGACUUAAAUGUACAAACUGGUAAUUCAAAUCAGGAGGACUUAAUGGACUGUGGUGUUGACCUUGCAGCUGAGUGUGAAGGUGACCAUAAAGAGCUUACUGAAGAUUCGGGGCCUGUACCUGAAUCUGAUGAUGAUCAUACAGAUAAUAAUCAGGACCAAAAGGAGAGUGAAGAGUUAAAUUCUGAUUUCAAGGAAGAAAGUACUGAAACCAUGGAGAUUGAUUCAGAGACAGUACAAGCAGUCCAGUCUCUAACCCAGGAAACAAGUGAACAGGAAGAUGCAUUUCAGGACUGUUCAGAGACGCAAGAGGCAUGUAGAAGCCUGCAGAAUUAUACUCAUACUGAUCAAAGUCCACAAAUGACCACACUGGAUGAUUGCCAACAAUCUGACCACAGUAGCCCAGUCUCAUCUGUCCAUUCUCAUCCUAGCCAGUCAGUUCGUUCUGUUAAUAGUCCAAACGUUCCUCCAUUAGAGAACAGUUAUGCUCAAAUCAGCCCAGAUCAAAGUGCCAUCUCUGUGCCAUCUUUACAGAACAUGGAGACCAGCCCAAUGAUGGAUGUCCCAUCAGUUUCUGAUCAUUCACAACAAGUUGUGGAUAGUGGGUUUAGUGAUCUAGGAAGCAUCGAGAGCACAACGGAAAACUAUGAAAACCCAAGCAGUUAUGAUUCUACAAUGGGAAGUAGCAUCUGUGGAAACAACUCUUCCCAAAACAGUUGCUCGUAUAGCAACCUUACAUCUAGUAACCUAACACAGAGUAGCUGUGCAGUGACGCAGCAAAUGUCUAAUAUUAAUGGAAGCUGCAGUAUGAUGCAACAAACCAACAUCAAUUCUCCUCCUACCUGUAAUGUAAAAUCUCCUCAAGGCUGUGUUGUUGAAAGGCCACCGAGCAGCAACCAACAGUUAUCUCAGUGCAGCAUGGCUGCUAAUUUUACACCACCUAUGCAGUUAACUGAAAUCCCAGAGACUGGCAAUGCCAACAUUGGCCUAUAUGAAAGAAUGGGUCAGAGUGAAUUUGGAGCAGGGCAUUACCCACAGCCAUCUGCUACCUUUAGCCUUGCCAAACUGCAACAGUUAACUAACACACUUAUGGAUCAUUCAUUGCCUUACAGCCAUUCAGCUGCUGUAACUUCCUAUGCAAACAGUGCCUCUUUGUCCACACCCUUAAGUAACACAGGGCUUGUUCAGCUUUCUCAGUCUCCACACACUGUUCCUGGAGGACCCCAAGCACAGGCUACUAUGACCCCACCCCCUAAUCUUACUCCACCUCCCAUGAAUUUGCCUCCUCCCCUUUUGCAGCGUAACAUGGCAGCAUCAAAUAUUGGAAUAUCCCAUACCCAAAGACUGCAAACUCAGAUGGCUGGCAAAGGCCAUGUGUCUGUGAGAACCAAAUCAGCCCCUCUGCCCCCAGCGGCAGCAGCCCAUCAGUCACAAAUCUAUGGGCGUGCUUCACAGACUGUGGCUAUGCAAGGACCCGCACGGACCUUAACGAUGCAACGUGGUAUGAAUAUGAGUGUAAAUUUGAUGCCAGCCCCCGCUUAUAAUGUCAAUUCAGUGAACAUGAAUAUGAACACCCUUAAUGCUAUGAAUGGAUAUAGUAUGUCCCAGCCCAUGAUGAACAGCGGAUAUCAUAGUAACCACGGAUAUAUGAAUCAAACACCCCAGUACCCUAUGCAGAUGCAGAUGGGAAUGAUGGGAACUCAGCCAUAUGCACAGCAACCAAUGCAGACCACACCACACAGUAACAUGAUGUACACUCCUCCUGGGCAUCAUGGCUACAUGAAUACUGGCAUGUCUAAACAGUCUCUUAAUGGAUCCUACAUGAGAAGGUAG
Emys orbicularis (European pond turtle) is the source of this 6398-nucleotide messenger RNA. It is a transcript of the gene KAT6B, whose product is annotated as lysine acetyltransferase 6B. The transcript is spliced from 17 exons. The record is from RefSeq and is a predicted model, not a curated record. Gene Ontology annotation, cellular component: nucleosome; MOZ/MORF histone acetyltransferase complex; chromatin. Lineage: Eukaryota; Metazoa; Chordata; Testudines; Emydidae. Bases 336 to 6398 code for a protein of 2020 amino acids. Gene Ontology annotation, biological process: positive regulation of transcription by RNA polymerase II; negative regulation of DNA-templated transcription; nucleosome assembly. Gene Ontology annotation, molecular function: histone acetyltransferase activity; transcription coregulator activity; DNA binding.